This is a messenger RNA of Pseudomyrmex gracilis, 6675 nucleotides long. RefSeq names its product Down syndrome cell adhesion molecule-like protein Dscam2. NCBI's taxonomy places the organism in Eukaryota, Metazoa, Arthropoda, Insecta, Hymenoptera, Formicidae. Gene Ontology annotation, cellular component: plasma membrane; axon. Bases 369 to 6629 code for a protein of 2086 amino acids. Gene Ontology annotation, molecular function: protein binding. Gene Ontology annotation, biological process: axon guidance; cell-cell adhesion. The transcript is spliced from 28 exons. The record is from RefSeq and is a predicted model, not a curated record.
GGGUUGCGCCGCUCCGAGGGACAGGGUUUGCGUGCGUGUAUUUCGUAUAUAUAUAUAUACAUAUAUAUAUAUAUAUCGUCUUCGCUCGGGGCCCCCUCUUCCUCUCCUCACAUCUCUUCUUCUACCCUGUACAUUCACACUUGUCGGACUUUGCGUUUCACUCAUGUUUACACCGCCACGCAGUCGGAAGCCAGACAGGUGAAUCUUUCCUCAUCAUGACAAAGCGGGAGUGGUAGGAGAUCCUUCUCGUCUUUAUCGUAUUUUCAUCCCGCCUAUUUUACAUCCUUCCUGUGUCUCUCCUGAGGGGGCAUCUCUGUCUUUCACUCAAUUUCCCGAAAGAAACUCGCACGACGACGGCACCGGCAGGAAUGGAGCAACGGAAAGGACAGUUCACCAGCCAUCGGUUGUGCCCGAAUCGCCACCACCGUUCGGCAAACCACGUGGAUCGCGGUCUCGUGUUCUCGUCGCUGACACCGCUCGCCCUCGUCCUCGUCCUUGCCACAAGUUCCUCGGACGCGUCGUACGAGACGCAGGGCCCGAGUUUCGUGACGGAACCGCCGUCGCGAGUGGAGUUCACAAAUGUGAACGGCGGCCGGGUGGACUGCAUCGUGCGCGGCAACCCCCAGCCGACGGUCGACUGGCUGGCGGCUGACGGUGGCAGUAUAAUGAGCAUCCACGGCAUCAGGCACGUCCUGGGUAACGGAACGAUACACUUUCCCGCCUUCGAGGCGGAGGCCUUCCGGCAGGACGUCCAUUGGGCGAUAUACAAGUGCUUGGCCGUCAACAGCGUCGGCGCGGUCGUUAGCAGGGACGUCACUGUCAGAGCAGUGGUGAAUCAACGUUACGACCCGGAAGUGCAGAGUCCGAACGGCUUCGCGGGCAACAACGUGCUCAUGCGCUGCAACGUGCCCAGUUUCGUUCGCGAUCACGUCACGGUCACGUCCUGGCUACAGGAACCCGCAUUCAACAUCUAUCCCUCCACAAUGGGCGAUGGCAAAUAUCAUAUGCUGCCGACCGGCGAACUGAUGAUAAUCAAUAUUACGCGAAGCGACGCACAGAUGACUUAUCGGUGCAGGACGCAUCAUCGGCUAACUCAGGAAACCGUCGUCAGCAGCAACGUCGGACGGUUGCAACUGAACGAAAUCCGUGGCACCAUGCCGCCUAUAAUAAACGAGAAACUAGUGUACAUGUCGGCGCGUCUGAAGGACACCGUAGUGAUUCCCUGCGUGGCCUAUGCCAAUCCCACUCCGACUAAUAGGUGGUACUACAACAGAAAUCAGCGGGAGGAGCCGAUCGAGGAUUCGUCCGGUCAUUACGUGAUGCGGGACGGCACUUUGAUCAUCCAGAACGUCGAAGAGACCGACGCCGGCUCUUACAUGUGCACCGCCAGCAAUUCCGAGGGCAGCGAGACACUGGAGAUCAGAUUGACGGUGUCGGCGCCGCUUAGCGUGCACGUACAUCCGGCGAUACAGACCGUCGAUCUCGGAAAAUCCGCUUAUCUGACGUGCACCGCAAGUGGAUUUCCGCAGGCGGCGCACUAUUGGCUGAAGGACGGUCAGCCAUUGAGAACGGGUGCUCGCGUAAGGACCGUCUCUAGCGAGCGCAUUUCCGUGACGUCGGUCGCGAGAGAGGACCGCGGCAUGUACCAGUGCUUCGUGCGGAACGAGUACGAAAUGGCACAAGGAAUUGCGGAGUUGCGCUUAGGGGAGAUCGCGCCGCAGCUGGUCUACAGGUUUAUCGAACAGACAAUGCAACCCGGUCCAUCGGUUUCUCUGAAAUGCAGCGCCGCGGGUAAUCCCACGCCGCAAAUUUCCUGGCUGCUGGAUGGAUUUCCGCUUCCACAAAACGACCGGCUCCUGAUUGGCCAAUACGUAACCGUGUACGGGGACGUAAUAUCGCACGUUAAUAUCUCGGCGGUGAAGCCAGAAGACGGCGGCGAGUACGAGUGCAUCGCCAGCAGCCGCGCCGGCGAGGCGAGACACUCGGCGAGGCUUAAUAUUUACGGACUGCCAUACGUCAGACCGAUGUCGCCCGUUUCAGCGGUCGCGGGAAAGCAGCUAUAUAUCAAGUGUCCUGUAGCCGGUUAUCCCAUUGAAUCGAUAGUGUGGGAGAAAGGGGACGUAAAACUGCCUACGAACAUGAGACAAAGAGUCGCCAACGGCACCCUGUUCAUCGAUACCGUGCAACGCAACGCCGAUCAAGGCACGUACACGUGCACCGCCAGAAACAAACACAAUUUCACAUCGCAUCGUUCGGUCGAAGUGCGCGUUCUAGUGCCACCUAAAAUCACGCCUUUCAGUUUUGCUCGCGAUUUAAACGUAGGGGACCGUACUAGCGUACAGUGCGUGGUCGUGACCGGCGACCUACCGCUUACGUUCACGUGGCUCAAAGAUAACGUCCCGAUAGACGAGGAGACGGUCAGGACGUUGCCGUCGUCGUCUUCGUCGUCGCAGGAUGCGCCGCAGUCGGGCAGCCGCGGUCGGCCGCAACCGGCCGGUGCUGGGGACGCGACGAUUAAGAGGAGGGGCCCCGAGCUACUACGGGGGGCCCCUGCUACCAUGACCGCCUCCGUCGGCGUCGGGCAUGACGAAGCGUCCUCCUCGUCCCAGAGAAAGAGCAUUACCAUCCGGCAAUAUGACGCUUUUACCAGCGCCCUGAGCAUUAGCACGAUCGCACCCGCGCACAAUGGCACGUACACCUGUCGCGUGGCCAAUGGCGCUGCAACCGUCGCUCAUUCUGCACUCCUUCACGUCAACGUACCGCCGAGAUGGACCGUGGAACCUAUCGACCAGAACGCGGUUGUAGGUCACGGUGUCUCCAUCGCCUGUCAGGCCGAAGGAUUCCCCGUUCCGACUGUGACUUGGAAGCAAUCUAUCGGUGAGACGCCGGGCGACUACAGGGAGCUCGGAUACGGCGGUACGGAGGGCGCCGGGGUGGCCAGGAACGGAUCCCUGAUGAUCCCGCGGGUAUCGCGAGAUCACGCCGGAUUCUAUCUGUGCCAGGCGAGCAACGGCAUCGGGCCCGGCCUCAGCAAGCUCAUUCGGCUAACGGUUCACGCGGGCCCUCAGGUGACAGCGAGGACGAGGCAGGAAUCGGUGCGACGUGGGGAGAGCGUCAUAUUGCGCUGCGAGGCCGAAGGAGAUUCGCCUCUUGAUCUUAGCUGGCGUGCUCGUGACAGCAAGAUCGAUCCUAAUUACGACGUUAGAUACGCGGUGGAUAAUACGGCGGACGCGUCGGGACGUGUUACCACGGAGCUGCGGAUCAUGCAGACGAGCCACAUGGACCGCGGCGACUACGUCUGCGUCGCCGCGAACGCCUACGGUCACGACAAGGCGACGAUCCACCUGCUCGUGCAGGAGCCGCCCGAUUUCCCACGCAAUCUGCGCGUAACCGAGCAGGGCAGUCGGACGAUACGGCUGACCUGGUCCUCACCGACGACCGAUCUGAGCCGUGCCACCUCGCCCAUCAUCAAUUACAUCGUGCAGUACAAGGAGGCGCAAGACGUGUGGCAUGAGCACAACACGCAGAAGCUGGUAGCCGGAGACAGCACGGUCGCUCUGGUAUCGUCCCUAAAACCCGCGACUACCUACCACUUUCGAGUGCUUGCGGAAAAUCAUCUUGGAACAUCAGCGCCAAGCGACAUCCUUCAUGUGCAAACGGACGGCGAAAAGCCCGGUGGACCGCCCAGGCACGUCUCUGUGGAACCCCUGGGCCCGCAGCAGCUCAAGAUCACGUGGCAGCCGCCGGAUCGAUCCCUGUGGAACGGCGAACUGCUCGGAUAUACCAUCGAAUACACCAAUCUCGGGGGAGAUGAUCAAUUGACAAACACGACGCGAGUAGGCAUCACAGGAAACGGGGACGGUUCGCACGAGUACAGACUGAUCGGUCUGCGAAAAUACACCCAGUAUAACGUGGUAGUGAAGGCGGUCAAUAGCAAAGGAGACGGCCCGGGAUCCGAUCCCGUGAUGGCGCAGACGUUGGAGGACGUUCCAAGUGCGCCACCGCAGAAUGUAGCCUGCGCCGCACUGAAUGGUCAGAACAUCCAGGUGACCUGGAAACCGCCGCCUUCCGACAAAGUUCACGGGGUCGUGCAGGGGUACAAGCUGCUGUACGAGGCUGCGAGCGGAGCCGGCACGGACACGCAAACCGGCAGAGAGACGAAAAUCAGUCAUGCCCUCAGCACGGUACUGCACGCGCUCACCCCGUACACAAACUACACGGUGCAGGUGUUGGCCUACACCCGGGCCGGCGAGGGUGUCACGAGCAGUCCCGUGUCCUGCACCACCGGGGAAACUGUUCCCGACGCCCCCGAACGAGUGAAGGCGGUAGUCAGCGGGGAGAACGCCGUUACGAUCUCUUGGCUGCCGCCGCGACGACCGAACGGCCUGCUCACUCAGUACACCGUCUACAUUCGCAUCUUGGAUCAGGGCCAAGAGAUGAAGAUCACCAAGAGUACUCUGCCGGCGCAGAAUCUUCACCACGAGGUGACAGGGCUGAAGCUACACGAGUCCUACGAGGCGUGGGUCACCGCCUCGACGAAGGUCGGCCAGGGCUCCAGCACGCCGGUUAUCAAACUUCAGCCAAGCAGCAAAGUUCCAGCUGCCAUAAUAUCGUUCGGUGUGCCCAUCGUGGUUCCUUGGCGGGUGGACGUUAAUAUGCCUUGCCUCGUCGUUGGCGAUCCUCGGCCGAGCGUUGAGUGGCGACGUGCCGACAUGAAGCUUCAGCAGAAAUCCGACGGGGAGCUCGACAACACCUUGACUCUGAGAAACGUGCAGAGAACUCACGAGGACAAUUACUCGUGUCACGCGAAGAAUUUACUCGGCGAGGACGAAAUUACGUACACGCUGCACAUACAGGUACCGCCAACGUCGCCGACUUUGCUGGCGACCGGCACGACGACCGACGCUAUCCAGUUGCAGUGGAAGCAGGGCGACAACGGUGGCGCGCCUAUUAAAGGAUUUCUCCUGGCUUAUCGUCGCGAGUUCGCCGAGUGGGAGGAGGUGAUGUUGGACAGGCGUGCGAGCACGCAUCUGCUCGAGGGUUUGAAGUGCGGCACGCGGUACCAGUUUACACUGGCGGCGUUUAAUCGGAUCGGCAGCGGCAGCGCAAGCGACAUACAAACGGCGAAGACCAACGGCUCGAAGCCGAUUGCGCCGCCGAAGCAUCACUUCGUCAAACCGAAUCAAACAUUCGUUGUUCUGGAAUUGGCGGCCUGGCAAGACGGUGGCUGCCCGUUGACCUACUUCGUCAUCGAAUAUAGAAGGCUGCCCGGGGAUUGGCUGCUCGUAUCCAAUAAUGUUGAGCCGCAGUCAAAAUAUACCAUCGUGGAUCUCGAAAGCGGCACCAGUUACGAGCUCCGCGUGACGGCUUACAACAACGCCGGUUUCACCCAGGCUGAGUACCUGUUUAGCACGCUGUCGACGAACGGUAACAAUCGUUUGCACGAGGAUCAUCCGCAGGAGAGUGAGAACACGCCGCUCUAUCUCGACGCGCACGUUCUCGCGCCAAGCGUCAUCUCGGUGCUGGCAGUCGUGCUGGCGAUCGCCGGCGUGUGUUUUUGCCUCAAGACACAUGCGGAGGAAUCCAGAGGUGCGAACGAUCCGAGCUCGCAAACGCAGGCGGCUUUAGACAACAAACACAAUAUGGAACAGAGGGAGCAGUAUUACGCCACCGUGAGGAAACCGGGACAGCAGUCGCCUUGCCGCGAGGUGAGCGCCCUGGAACGAAUACCCGAGUAUUCGGAAGAUAUUUAUCCGUAUGCCACCUUCAAUCUGCCCGAGCAGGAAAAUCUUUCGGCGAACCCCAUGAGACAGGCGUUCUUCUAUGAACGCAGCGAGACGAUGCUGCAAGGUGCUCAAUGCGACGUGGACCAAUACACGAAAGUACGGGGUCGAGCGCGACGCAAAUCGAAGUCGUUCAAGUCGGAGUCGGAGGAGUACGACACGUUGGGCUCGGACAGCGACACGGAGGUCGGCACCAGCAGUCGCACCGAGUCGUCGAAUCACCUGGACGAUUCCGGGCCUACGUCGAUAAUGGCGCGCUCGCCGGGACCGAACUCCGUGAAUCGAGAGCAACGGCUUGCCUUGGUGCAGCGACCGGUUCAUCAUAAUGUGCUGUACCACACGCACGAAUCAAGUACAUCAACCGAGCCGUCACCAAUUUCUGAGAGGAAGACUUUCCCGAGGCUCGAAAAGCAAAGGAGUCGCAGCGCGACAACAGACGUCGCGAUCGACGGUCGCGUUCCCGGUAUAUUGCGACCGGUGCUGAAGUUGUCGGAGUCCGGAGUGCAUUCGUACUCGCGAGGAGCGUCGCCGAGCCACCCGGUGCGUCCUGGUUCCUACGACAGACUGGAGAAGGAGCCGCCGAACACGAGAAAGUCCGUCGAGUCGCUGUGCCUCCUGGAGGAGCCGGCGGGUACGUUCCGAAUGAUGAGGAGGAACGACGAUUGGGGCAGCGAGCUGUCUACGUUGGAAUUGAAGCCACCGAGCGGCUUCACGGACGUGCACGAGACGAGUGAGGCCGAGUGCGACAUCGACAUGAAGCUGAAGCUUCACAGAAAGCGAUCGGCCGGUCUCCACUCGAACAACUCACUUUCCAAAUCGCCCAAGGAUUUCACUAUCACUGUCUAAGUGUGUUUUAAUCAAAUAUCGAAACAAAAAAAACAAAAAAAAAAAA